AUUUAUUUGUGACGGCUGAAGAAAAAAAUAAUUUUGCAAAAGAUAUUCGAAUUUAAUAGGAAAAGGUCAUUCGCAAAAGUACAUUACUAAACACGGAAAUUUACUUUUUUCUUUUUUUGUAUUGAUUUUUAUUAAAAAUAAAAAAAAAUGAAACCAGCUGAAGUAAAAAAAGAUGAUCCAGUUGAAUUGGAAACUCAAUUUAUAUUACGUAUACCCGAAGAACCAGCAAAGGUUUUACAUGAAGCAAUUCAAAGUGGAUCUAAUUUAAAAGAUAGGUUAUCUAUUAAAUUAGAGAAUGAUGUACGAUACGGUGAAGUUAGAUUUGAUCACUGGCUAUUACAUGCAAAAGUUUUAGAUUUACCAACUAUAAUCGAAUCACUAAAAACAAUUGAUAGUAAAAGUUUUUAUAAAACAGCAGACAUUUGUCAAAUAAUGAUAUGUAAAGAAGAACCUGAUAGUCCACAAGAAGAAGAAUCACCAAAUAAAGCGAAAAAGAAAGAUCCAAAUAAGGUUGAUAAAAAAUUUUUGUGGCCUCAUGGUGUAACACCUCCAUGUAAAAACGUUCGUAAAAGACGUUUUAGAAAAACUUUAAAAAAGAAAUACGUUGAAGCACCAGAAAUAGAAAAAGAAGUUAAACGUUUACUUCGAAUUGAUAACGAUGCAGUAAGUGUUAAAUAUGAAGUAAUUAAUGAAGAUGAUGAAAAUAUUAAAUCAGAUCAAUUAGAUAACAAUAAAGAACCAGGACAAAAUGAAACUGAUGAUGAUAAACAAGAUGAAAAUAUGAGACAAGAUCAACAAGUUAAACGAAAAGCACCUGCUGAUUCUGAUGAAGAUGGAGAAGCUAAUAUUAAUCAACCAUUAACACCAAGAGGAUUAGCAGAACAAGAUAUUUUCGGUGGUGAAGUAUCUUCAUCAUCGUCAGAUGAAGAAGAAACUAGAAUAUCAAGAAAUAUGCGUGAAAUUCAAGAGAAUAGUAGAUUUUCCGCUGAAGAUAGUAGAAUAUCUGAAUAUUCUGUUAGUGGUGCAAGAGGUGUUGGUAAUGACGGUGUCAGCGGUGGUCCAAAUGAAGAAGGAGAAUCUUCACGUAAUGGUAAAAAUGUUGUUACGGAAUUCGACAAAACAAUGUUUAAUGAAUUAAAAGAUAGUUCAGACGGACCAAAUGAUGGUAAUGAUGGUGCUAUGUCAUCAGAAUAUUUCGACCAACAAAAAGAUAAUUAUUCCGAUUUUGAAGAUUUAUCUGAACCGCACUUGUCUAAAGAUGAAAUUAAAACAAAAAUAUUAGAUUUAAGACAACAAUGUGAUGAAUUAAAAAAUCAGCAAAAUCAAAAACAAACAGAAAUUUCUUCAAUUCAAAAUCCUACUUUAAAACAGAGAUUGCAAGAUGUUAUGGAUAAUUUGUUGAGCCAGAUUGUUGAAAAAGAAUUACAAAUUCAAGAAUAUCAAAAUAUGUUACAAAAAGUUGCUAAUGAAUAAAUAUCUAAUAAUAAUACACACAAUGACCUAAUAUUUAUUUUGAAUAAAUUUUUCAGCGAUCGUAUAUAAUACUAAAAUUAUUAUGUAAAAGAUUAAUUAAAAUAAAUGUA
Messenger RNA from Condylostylus longicornis, 1583 nucleotides. RefSeq names its product transcription initiation factor TFIID subunit 7 (gene Taf7). Gene Ontology annotation, biological process: RNA polymerase II preinitiation complex assembly; transcription initiation at RNA polymerase II promoter. The transcript has 2 exons. The record is from RefSeq and is a predicted model, not a curated record. Gene Ontology annotation, cellular component: transcription factor TFIID complex. The coding region runs from base 148 to 1473 and encodes 441 amino acids. NCBI's taxonomy places the organism in Eukaryota, Metazoa, Arthropoda, Insecta, Diptera, Dolichopodidae. Gene Ontology annotation, molecular function: RNA polymerase II general transcription initiation factor activity.